AUGAAGAAAAAUACUUUAAAAUUGAAUUUUGAAAAUACUCAAAAGACUCAUGAUAAUUUAGUAUAGAUUUUUUAAGCUAGAGCAAAUGAAAAAAGUAUAACAGAGGAUGAGAACGAUACUAAAUUGGAUUUAUCGAAGAAGAAAAUGCCUUCAUAAAUGGAAUAAAGUAUUGCAUCAUCAAUUAAAUGUGAGACGCCUUAAAGCGCCCAACAACCAAGAAUAGACUAAAUUAGCAAUAAAAGGAGAAAGAAUUAAUAUAAAGGAUUAGAAUAGCAAUUAAAAGAAUCUCAAGAUCUGGUAAUGUUAAGUCCGAUUGUAAGCCCAGGUGCUAAUGAAGGAGCUAUUUAAUCUGGCUAUGAUCUCAAAGACUCUUUUUAAAUUGAUAGUAAAACUUAUUCGUUUAUAAAGAGAGGAGAGGAUGAAAAUGGAAUAAAUAAGAAUACCGGUUACAAUCCAGAGGCUUAAUACUUUGAUAGCAGCAAUAUGAACUUAAAUUAGAGUAAAUAGAACUUGUCAUUUAAGGAGAAAGUGCUUUAAAAUAGGUAAUAUAGCCCAGAUUAAAAGUAUUAAACUGAAAAAAAUGAUGUAAAGAGCGGUCUAUCAAAUCAAAGCUCCUUAGUAGAAGAAGGAGGGGAGAAUUUAAAAUUAGAUAAAAUAAAAGUAACUUCAAAUACAGGCAAUAUGGAUAAUGGAUAUAAUUCUAAUGAGCAAAUUCCUUCAAAUAUAAAUAACACAAUGCUAAAAAGUAGAGUUUUAGCUCAGAACAAUAUGCGGUCAAGUAGGGGUGUCAUCGAUUAUUCCAACUAAAGAAAAAAAUAAAGUGUGUAAACAAUAUCUGGAUUCAAGAAAAAAGAAGAAAAGCUUGUGGAACAUGACAAAAAUUCUAAUUAAAAAAAGGAGAAGAAAGCAAAUUUUUUAGGUGUUAUUAUGAAAAUGAAAAAUUAUGCUUAUAGAAUGGCAUCUACUGUUGAGUCUAAAAGAUUAUCUAUUCUUUAAAGAUAGAAAUUUGAAUACCUUAGAGAUAAAACAGUUGUUUAUGGUAGUUGGGAGAGGGAAAAUAGUGAGUUUAAUGAUUACAAUAAAUUAAAGUAAUUUGUUUAUUUGUUUUUUCAAUUCAUCCAAUCAACAAGCUGCAUGAAAAAGUUCAGAGAAACUUUACCUGUAAUCCCUCUCUUUCUUCCUCAGUCUAUAUGGAAAUUCUUAUGGGAUAUCAUAAAUAUGAUAGUUGUUAUUGUUUUUUUUUUCUUUUUGCCUCUUCACUUUAUUUACAAUAUAAACUUUAGUGACAUAUUUUAUUUUUAAACCAUCGAUAUUGGACUUGCUGUUAUUGCUUCUUUUGAUAUUUUAAUUAAUUUAAACACUGCUUAAUACAGAAAAGGAAAUCUUCUUAGAAAGAGGACUCUAAUAUUUUUAGAGUAUUUUUCCAGAAAUGGUUUUGUAAACAUUGCCUACAUUAUUAUGUUAUGGUUAAUUAUAUUUUAGUAGCGAUACGACCUUAGUUCAUUUUAAAACUAUAAAUUUGGUUUUGUGUGUUUUAUUAUUUGUUUGCUAAAAGUUAUUGAGUCAAAUACGUUUUAGAGUAAAAUUAACGAUAGAUUUUACCUUAGAAAAAUGAAUAGAGGAAUUAUAACACUUAUGCAGAUAUUUUUUAACUUAUUUAUUGUUUCUCAUUUAUUUGCUUGUGUUUGGCUGGUUGUAGGAAAAAUCGAUGAUUCUAAUUAAGCUAUACAGUGUGCUUUCUAAGAUCCAACAAGUAGAGCUACUUGUAGUUAUACUUGGCUUGAUAAGCUAAAAGGUAUUUAAGAUAUGACUUUCUAUGAACAAUAUUUAAGAGCAUAUUACUUCACGACUGUUACUAUGAUUACUGUAGGUUAUGGUGAUAUCACUCCUGUCAAUAGUAGAGAAUACUUGCUCUCAAUUUUAACUAUGUUGAUAGCUUGUGGUAUGUUUGGGUAUAGUCUCAAUUCAAUAGGUUAGAUUCUAUCAGAAAUGAAUACCGAUUAGAAAGCAUACAAUGAGCAUUUUAAUGCAAUCAAUGGUUUCAUGCACAAGAAAAACAUAUCUAUCGAUUUGCAAUUCUAAGUUAGAGAGUACUUGCAGUAUUUUUUCAUACAAUCUAACUAAGAAGAUCUCUAAAAACAGCAAAAAGUAAUAAGGUUACUCCCAGAAGCAUUGUAAAAUCAAAUUAUGUUCGAAGCAAACAAAAUAGUUCUCAAUAUUUCUCCUCUUUUUAAACAAAAUUUUAGCGAAUAAAUAUUGCAAAAAACAAUAAGGAUUAUAGAGUAAAAAAAGUAUAGGCCUGGAGAGUAGAUAAUAAUUCAAGAUGUUGAGAAUGAUAAUUCAAUAUAUUUUAUAGAAAAAGGAAGUGUUGAGGUUUAUAAUUCAAACAGCAAUGAAGAAAUAAAAAUACUUUCAAAUGGGUCAUCUUUUGGGGAAAUUUCUUUUUUUACUGGAAUGAAAAGCUAAAUUUCUAUCAAAAGCAUUGAGUUUACAACGCUCCUAUCAAUUAAAAGAAGCAUUUUCUUUGAACUAAUUUAAAGCUCUCCACUAGAUUUAGAAAGAUUUUGUAUGAUCAAAGAUUCGAUUAUUUUUAAUAAUAAAUAUGAGACUGUAGGAAUUUACUGCUACUGCUGCAAAUCAAGUAGCCAUCUUGUUACAUCUUGCAAUUUCAUUCAUCUUCACCUUGAUAAAUUUAAAGUAAUUAAAGAAUAUGUUAAGGAUGAAUUUCAAUAAAGAGAAAAAGAAAUUUAGAGAAGAAAUAUAACAACUAAUUCGUUGUAAAAUAAAGAUCAAAUCGAAGAGUACGCUAAUUAAUUUAUAGAAGAAAAUAUCGAUGAAUUGCAAAUGGAGGGAUGGUUUAAUGAUUUAAUAAAACUUGAAUAUUAAAAUAAUUUAAUUGUGCGCAACAAUAGUCAAGGAGUAAAAAAUUAUACAAAUUCUAGAACCACUAGUCUCAACGAAAACGUGUAAAGAAAUUAAGUCUAGAAAUCAAACUCUAAUUAAGUAAGCUAAUAUGCAAAUAUAAAAAUACAAUAUCAAUACGGUAAAAGUAUUUCUGGUAAUCUCCAUGAUUACUAUGAUUCUCACUCUAAUAUGGUCAGUGAUUAUACUCCUGCAAGCGCAUAAAAUUUAUAAAUAUAAUAAAAAUCACCAAAUAAUUUCUUUCGAAGACACUCUGCGAGAAGUGAAGAGGGAUAAAAUUCUCUUGCAUUUAAUACAAGUAAAAAGGUUUAAUUCUCAAUUUCUUCUUUGCCUGCUAGUGAAAACGAUGAUCACUUUGGUGAAAAGUCAAGCUCUCCUCCUUAAUAAUAAUACAUAAAAUUAAAUUCAAAUAAUCCAAAUUCAUACCUUCAGCAAUUUAGUGUUGUGGAUUUAAAUAAUAACACUCCUACUAAUAGGUUGCGAUAACAAUCAAAUAACUCAGAAUUGCCUCCAUCUUCUAUAAAUGUGGCAACUAGCAACAAUCAUGUAAAUAUUAAUCAUGCCAAUUAUUAUAACACAUAAAAUAGUGGCUAAAAUAAUUCAAACAAUUACAAUACCAGCAGCUUUUAGGUAAAUAGCCUAAACACUUAAAUGAAUACAAAUUAAGCUAUGACUCUAGCAAAAGGUAUUCUUACAAUGCAAGUAUCAAACUAAAGCAUAUCAGAUGUACAUUCUCUUUAGUACAACUAAUAAAUUAACAAUUAAUCUUAAGUCAGAUCAAACAAUGUUUCUAUCACUACAAUGUAAAAUAAUUAAAUUUAAGCAAAAUAGAAAGAAGUGAGUGUCUAAAGAGGAAGCAAAAAGAGAAUAACUUUAAAAACUGAGAACUUUAUUAAAAAAAGACCACAAACAUCUCCACACAUCACAAAAUAGAUGAGUAAUUUAGUUGAAAGGCAAGCUAACGAGAAUUUAAUUAGACAAUUGUAAGAAUUGAUGCAAAUGCCUCACAUUUAAAAUACAAAAUAGGAUAACUCCCCAUUCGAAAUCCUCAAAAGCUUUUAAGUAUACAUGCCACAUAAUAAUCCUGAUAGAGUAAUAUUAUAGCAUUUAGUUUACAUGAGAAAAAAGCAAGGUUCUUAUCAAACUAAAAAAACAAAAAAAAGUAUUAACAAAUUUAACGAGAGCUCAUUUUUAAGAAAUGGAACUCAUGCUUCUUCUAGAAAGAAUAAUAACAACAGUAAAGAUCAUCAUCACUCACACUCUCAUGAUAAAAAAACAAUUUAAGAAUACAAAAACAUCUUAAGCGAAAAUGCUGUUGAGCAUGAAUUGUUGUUUUAAAAUAAGCAAGAUUUAUAAUCAAUAAAAUCAAUUAUGUCAUAAAACUGA
Tetrahymena thermophila SB210 is the source of this 4308-nucleotide messenger RNA. RefSeq names its product cation channel family protein. The transcript is spliced from 3 exons. The record is from RefSeq and is a predicted model, not a curated record. NCBI's taxonomy places the organism in Eukaryota, Ciliophora, Oligohymenophorea, Hymenostomatida, Tetrahymenidae.